AUGGUUAAAGCAGGUGUUUUAGGUGCCACUGGCUCUGUGGGCCAGCGUUUCAUCUUGUUGUUGGCUGAGCAUCCUGAGUUCGAGAUCCACGCUUUGGGUGCUUCUUCUCGUUCGGCUGGUAAGGCUUACAAGGACGCUGUUACUUGGAAGCAGACUGCUCUUUUGCCAGAAGUCGCCAGAGGCAUCAAGGUUGAAGAGUGUAAGCCUGAAGGAAAGUUCGCUGAGUGUGAUGUUGUGUUUUCUGGUUUGGAUUCCGACUAUGCUGGCGAGAUCGAGAAGGCUUUUGUCAACGCUGGCAAGGCUGUCAUCUCCAACGCUAAGAACUACAGAAGAGAGCCUGAGGUUCCUUUGGUGGUGCCAAUCGUCAACCCAGAGCACUUGUCUGUGGUUGAGAAGAAGGUCGCUGACGCUGAAAAGGCUGGCCAGCAGAAACCUGGUUUCCUUGUGUGUAUCUCCAACUGCUCUACUGCUGGUUUGGUGGCUCCAUUGAAGCCUUUGGUGGAGAAGUACGGUCCAAUUGAUGCCUUGACCACCACUACUUUGCAGGCUAUUUCUGGUGCUGGUUUCUCUCCUGGUGUUUCUGGCAUUGACGUCUUGGACAACAUUGUGCCAUACAUUGGUGGUGAAGAAGAGAAGAUGGAGUGGGAAACCAGAAAGAUCUUGGGCCACCCUAACUCUGACAACACUGCCUUUGAGCUUUUGGAUCACGACAAGAUGAAGGUCAGUGCUCAGUGUAACAGAGUUGCUGUCAGCGAUGGCCACACUGAAUGUAUCUCUUUCAGAUUCGCCAACAGACCAGCUCCAUCUGUUGAGGACAUCAAGAAGACCAUGAAGGAGUACGUCUGUGACGCCUCCAAGUUGGGCUGUCCAUCUGCUCCAAAACAGACUAUUCACGUUUUGGAGGAACAGGACAGACCUCAGCCUAGAUUGGACAGGGACAGAGACGCUGGUUACGGUGUUUCCGUCGGCAGAGUCAGAGAAGACCCAGUCUUGGACUUCAAGAUGGUUGUCUUGUCCCACAACACUGUCAUUGGCGCUGCUGGCGCCGGUAUCUUGAUCGCCGAGAUCUUGAAGGCCAAGAACGUCAUCUAG
This is a messenger RNA of Candidozyma haemuli, 1092 nucleotides long. It is a transcript of the gene HOM2, whose product is annotated as aspartate-semialdehyde dehydrogenase. NCBI's taxonomy places the organism in Eukaryota, Fungi, Ascomycota, Pichiomycetes, Serinales, Metschnikowiaceae. Gene Ontology annotation, molecular function: NADP binding; aspartate-semialdehyde dehydrogenase (NADP+) activity; NAD binding. Gene Ontology annotation, biological process: L-threonine biosynthetic process. The record is from RefSeq and is a predicted model, not a curated record. The coding region runs from base 1 to 1092 and encodes 363 amino acids. The transcript has a single exon.